Panicum virgatum (switchgrass) is the source of this 754-nucleotide messenger RNA. RefSeq names its product proline-rich receptor-like protein kinase PERK12. The record is from RefSeq and is a predicted model, not a curated record. Bases 16 to 459 code for a protein of 147 amino acids. Lineage: Eukaryota; Viridiplantae; Streptophyta; Magnoliopsida; Poales; Poaceae. The transcript has 2 exons.
CAGGGUGGUCCCGGUAUGCCAUGGCAUACCCUAAGAUCUGGCCCACCCUGUAGAAGCGCGCCAUAUCCCUGGCCGUCGCCGCCGCACAGGCCUCCCUCCACCUCCCCUCCUCCCUCGCUGCCUCCUCGUCGCCCCGCUUGUGGCUCCUUGAGCUACCCCGCCAUCGCCGCCCGUGCGGCUUCCUCACCUCGCUGGCCACCGGGGGUAGGUGAUGGUGCGCAUGGCGAGGACGGAGCGCUUUCGCGCACCUCAGUUCGAGUACUGAUGGCGGGAUUCAGAAGCCUCGCACCCAAGACCAGGAACCUGGUGGUGGCUGGGGGAUUGUCUGCUUUCGUCCUCGGGGUCUACUACUACACCAUGAGAGCGGUGGGAGGCACAGACGAGCUGCAGGUCGCAAUCGACAAGUUUGAGGAGAUGAAGAAGAAGGAUGGCGGAAACUCCUCCAACGCAGGAUCCUAAACGCAACUCUGCAGCCUUCCUUUCCCUGUACUGAACUUGGAUCCGCUUACAUGACAGUUAAGUUCGCCCAGGACCAUGCUUCUAUCAUAUGUAAUAAUUGAUAGGUGGUACUCCUAUUAGAUAGAUGGAGCUUCUACGUUGAUGAAAGCUGUAUGUAUUGUCUUGUUUCGGUUCCAAAUACUGGUUGCCAUGACUGAAAUUUGCCUGAACGACGGUACUAGUAUGGACAUGGUAUAGCAUGAUGGAGAGACAUGCUCGGACCAGAAAUUUUGUGUUUGCUUGGAUGUCGGAUGGA